Molecule: messenger RNA, 2735 nt
Organism: Xiphophorus hellerii (green swordtail)
Lineage: Eukaryota; Metazoa; Chordata; Actinopteri; Cyprinodontiformes; Poeciliidae
Product: BTB/POZ domain-containing protein 6-B-like
Exons: 5
Coding region: 578-2017 (479 amino acids)
Biological process (GO): neurogenesis
Cellular component (GO): cytosol
Molecular function (GO): protein binding
Source: RefSeq, a predicted model, not a curated record
GGAGAGGCGGGGUCAGACACUGCAGGCUCCGCCCCUUCAGGUACUGAUGCUGUUCUAUGCUGCAGCAGGUACCUGAACACCCUAACCCUGUCACAAGCUCACUUGGCUCAAAUGUUUCCGGGCCAUUCAAAAUGGCCGCCACGGCCGUGAUAGAAAAUUUAUUUCUACAGUAAAUUUGCCAAUAUUUAUCACAGAUGAUGAAAACUGUAUGCUGGAUUAGAUUAUAGAAAUCAUGUUUACUAAAAUGAGUUUUCACUUAAACUGCAGCCUGAAUGUUUCAACAAUACGUUCUGACCCAAAGGUUCCUCUGACCACUGCUCGUUUCCAGACCGGAUCAGAACCAGAACCUCAUCCACUAACUACAGACCUAAUGACAAACCUGUUAUGGGUCAGAACCAGAACCGUUACUGUCCCUGCAGGCUUAUGGCUCCCCCUGCUGGAGAAGCACAGAAAAACAAGCUGGACCCAAGAUGGCGGUGGGAGGCGGACAGCAGCGCGAGGACAGGUUUUAAUCCGGACCGAACCGAGGCGGGUCCAAAAGGAAGCGGCCAUGUUGUGAUGGGAGGAAGAGGAGGAGAUGGCAGCGGAGCUUUUCUCCACCAGCCUUCCUCACGGCGAGGACGAGGAAGAGGAGGAGACGAAGAAGAACUUCGUCCAGCUAAGCGAACCUGAGGAAUCCGCCGAGCGGAACACCGUCGGCAUCGACGACGGCGACGACGAUGAUGAUGAUGAGAGACUCAGCUGGCAGGGAGCCCACCCCACCCUGAGGGAGAGGAACGCUCUGAUGUUCAACAACGAGCACAUGGCCGACAUCCACUUCAUCGUGGGUCCGCCUGGAGAAACGCAGACGGUCCCGGCUCAUAAGUACGUCCUGGCGGUCGGCAGCUCCGUGUUUGGAGCCAUGUUCUAUGGAGAUCUGGCGGAAGGACAGUCGGAGAUCCACAUCCCGGACGUGGAACCAGCUGCUUUCCUCACCCUGUUGAAGUACAUGUACAGCGAUGAGGUGGAGCUGGACGCCGACACGGUUCUGGCCACGCUCUACGCCGCCAAGAAGUACAUCGUCCCGGCCGUGGCGAAGGCGUGCGUGGGCUUCCUGGAGACGAGCCUGGAGGCCAAGAACGCCUGCGUGCUGCUGUCCCAGAGUCGGCUGUUUGAGGAGGCGGAGCUUACGGAGCGCUGCUGGGAGGUGAUCGACGCGCAGGCUGAGCUGGCGCUGCGGUCUGAAGGGUUCUGUGAGAUCGACCGGCCCACGCUGGAGAUCGUCCUGCAGAGGGAGACGCUCAACAUCCGCGAGGCAGCGGUGUUCCAGGCGGCGCUGAGCUGGGCGGCGGCAGAGUGCCGGCGCCAGGGACUGGCGGUGACCCCUCGGAACCAGCGGACCGUGCUUGGGAAGGCUCUGUACCUGCUCCGGGUCCCGUCCAUGUCUCUGCAGGAGUUUGCAGAUGGACCGGCGCAGUCAGAGGUUCUGACACUGGCGGAGACCCACAACAUCUUCCUGUGGUACACCGCCACCAACAAACCCCAACUGGACUUCCCUGUGGGGAAACGGGUCGGCCUGGCGCCGCAGCGGUGCCACCGCUUCCAGGCGUCCGCCUAUCGCAGCAACCAGUGGCGCUACAGGGGGCGCUGCGACAGCAUCCAGUUCGCUGUGGACCGCAGGAUCUUCAUGGCCGGGCUGGGCCUGUACGGAUCGAGCGGCGGGAAGGCCGAGUACAGCGUGAGGAUCGAGUUGAAGCGACAGGGAACCCUUCUGGCCCAGAACCUCACCAAGUUUCUAUCAGACGGGUCGAGCAGCACCUUCCCCGUCUGGUUCGAACACCCCGUCCAGGUGGAGCAGGACACCUUCUACACGGUCAGCGCCGUCCUGGACGGGAACGAGCUCAGCUACUUUGGACAGGAGGGAAUGACCGAGGUGCAGUGUGGGAAGGUGACCUUCCAGUUCCAGUGCUCCUCGGACAGCACCAACGGUACCGGAGUUCAGGGGGGGCAGAUCCCAGAACUGAUCUUUUACUGCUGAAGCUGGACCUGACGGACUGAAAGGCCUCAAUCCAGGAGGGACAGUCUGGUUCUGAUAGCGUUAGCGGCUACAGUUCUGAUAGCGUUAGCUCCUGUUCUGAUAGCGUUAGCUCCUGUUCUGAUAGCGUUAGCGGUUCUGGUUCUGACUGGUUGAGGUGUUUCAAACAUUAAAGUUUGUGUGACUGAAACUGCAAUGUUUGUUUUUAUCUGACGUAGUUUCCUGCAGCCACCACCAGAGGUCACUGUAGAUGAACCUUUCUUCAGCAGAGAGCAUGCUGGGAAAUGUCAUUCUGUAGGUCUAAUCGCUGCCGUUUUAGCUAAAUUUGAUGUGUUACAGGCGAGUCACACAGGAAGUCUCACCGAUGGCGGGUGCGUUGAUGCACAGCUCCCGGGCCAGCAGCAGGAAGGUCUUCCCCAGGAUGUAGACGUUCACCUGGACACAGAGAACACACUGUGAUUGGUCCAGAGCUCAGAGACGCUCUGUGAUUGGUCCAGAGCUGAAACGCUGCAGCUGGCUGCUCCCAUGUGGCUCUUACCUGCAGCAGGUCGCUCAGGUCCAGUAGCAUGUCUGAAGCCCGGUUCAGGAAAGAAACGGGUCGAAUCAGAACCGGUUCACUAACUGAACGAUUCCUUGAGUUCUGAACAGGUUCUUCUUUAUUCUGGAGCUAAUGAUCCGACUGACAGGGAAGGAAAUCCAAUAAAAAAUACAUUUUUAUUCA